This is a messenger RNA of Peromyscus eremicus (cactus mouse), 5667 nucleotides long. It is a transcript of the gene Tnn, whose product is annotated as tenascin N. Gene Ontology annotation, molecular function: protein binding. NCBI's taxonomy places the organism in Eukaryota, Metazoa, Chordata, Mammalia, Rodentia, Cricetidae. The transcript is spliced from 21 exons. Bases 75 to 4760 code for a protein of 1561 amino acids. The record is from RefSeq and is a predicted model, not a curated record.
CAAGCCUCACGGCUUUCCUUGUGUUCUUUUCCUGGAUCUAGGCCUCUUGGAGUGUCUGAUCCCUUUCUCCAAGAAUGCGUUUCUGGGGGAUCUUUGCCUUUCCCUUGGGGCUCCUGCUUGCUUCUGUGCUCCUGGUGGCUUCAGCCCCAGCUACUCCGGAGUCUCCUGGCUGCAGCGACAAGGAGCAACAGGUCACUGUCAGCCACACCUACAAGAUUGACGUGCCCAAGUCGGCUCUGGUUCAAGUAGAGACUGACCCACAGUCUCUCAGUGACGAUGGGACAUCACUCUUGGCAGCCGGGGAGGCUGGAGAGGAGCAGAACAUCAUCUUUAGGCACAACAUCCGUCUUCAGACACCGCAGAAGAACUGUGACUUGGCAGACAGUGUCCAGGACCUGCUGGCCCGGGUGAAGAAGCUGGAGGAAGAGAUGGCAGAGAUGAAGGAGCGGUGUAGUGUCAACCGCUGCUGCCAGGGAGCUACUGAUCUGAGCCGCCACUGCAGUGGCCACGGGACCUUCUUCCCGGAGACCUGCAGCUGCCAGUGUGAGCAGGGCUGGGAAGGCGCCGACUGUGAGCUGCCCACCUGUCCCGGGGCUUGCAGCGGCCACGGACGCUGUGUGGACGGACGCUGCGUGUGCGACCAGCCCUACGUGGGGGUCGACUGCGCCUACGCCGCCUGCCCCCAGGACUGCAGUGGGCAUGGCGUGUGCGUGCAUGGUGUCUGCCAGUGCUAUGAGGACUUCACCGCGGAGGACUGCAGCGAGCAGCGCUGUCCUGGUGACUGCAGUGGCCACGGCUUCUGCGACACCGGCGAGUGUUACUGCGAGAUGGGCUUUACUGGCCCUGACUGUUCCCAGGUGGUGGCUCCUCAGGGCCUGCAGCUGCUCAAGAGCACGGAGAAUUCCCUGCUGGUGAGCUGGGAGCCCUCCAGUGAGGUGGACCACUACCUGCUCAGCUACUAUCCCCUGGGGAAGGAACAUGAUACAAAGCAGGUCCAGGUGCCCAAGGAACAGCAUACCUACGACAUCACCGGCUUGCUGCCUGGCACCAAGUACAUAGUCACCCUACGCAAUGUGAAGAAAGACAUUUCCAGCAGUCCUCAGCAUCUACUUGCCACCACAGAUCUCGCUGUGGUGGGCACUGCCUGGGUAAAUGAAGAGACGGAGACAUCCCUUGAUGUGGAGUGGGAGAACCCUCUGACUGAGGUGGACUAUUACAAGCUUCGGUAUGGCCCCUUAACAGGGCAGGAAGUAGCUGAGGUCACUGUGCCCAGGAGCCGUGAUCCCAAGAGUAGAUAUGACAUCACUGGUCUGCAGCCUGGAACGGAAUAUAAAAUCACAGUUGUCCCCAUAAGAGGUGAUCUGGAGGGGAAGCCGAUUCUCCUGAAUGGCAGGACAGAAAUUGACGGACCAACCAACGUGGUCACUAAUCAGGUGACAGAAGACACAGCAUCUGUCUCCUGGGAUCCAGUGAGGGCUGACAUAGACAAGUACGUGGUGCGAUAUAUCGCCCCUGAUGGGGAGACCAAGGAGAAGGCGGUACCCAAGGACCAGAGCAGCACUGUUCUGACGGGCCUGAAGCCAGGAGAGGCAUACAAAGUCUUUGUGUGGGCUGAGAGGGGCAACCAGGGAAGCAAGAAAGCAGACACCAAGGCCCUUACAGAAAUUGACAGCCCAGAAAACCUGGUGACUGACCGGGUGACAGAGAACACUCUCUCUGUCUCGUGGGACCCAGUGGAGGCUGACAUCGACAGGUAUGUGGUAAGCUACACUUCCGUGGAUGGUGAGACGAAGCAGUUUCCGGUGAGGAAGGAUCAGAGCAGUACGGUCCUGACUGGCCUGAGUCCAGGUGUCGAGUACAAAGUUUACGUGUGGGCUGAGAAAGGCGAUCGAGAGAGCAAGAAGGCCGACACCAAGGCUCCCACAGAUAUUGACAGCCCCAAAAACUUGAUAACUGACCAGGUAACAGAGAACACUCUCAGUGUCUCCUGGGACCCUGUUCUGGCCAACAUUGACAGGUACAUAGUGAGCUACACCUCUGCUGAUGGAGAGACCAGGGAGGUGCCGGUGUCUAAGGAGAAGAGCAGCACUGUCCUGACAGGCCUGAGGCCAGGCAUGGAGUACAAGGUCCAUGUGUGGGCCCAGAAGGGGACCCAGGAGAGCAGGAAGGCCAAUACCAAGGCCCCCACAGAUAUUGAUGGUCCCAAAAACCUGGUGACUGACCAGGUGACAGAGACCACUCUCAGUGUGUCCUGGGAGCCAGUGGAGGCUGACAUCGACAGGUACAUGGUGCGCUACACUUCUGCUGAUGGAGAGACCAGGGAGGUUCCUGUGUCAAAGGAGAAGAGCAGUACUGUCCUGACAGGCCUUAGGCCGGGUGUGGAGUACAAGGUUGAUGUGUGGGCCCAGAAGGGAGCCCAGGAUAGCAGGAAGGCCAACACCAAGGCCCCCACAGAUAUUGAUAGCCCUAAAAACCUGGUGACUGAGCAGGUGACAGAGAACACUGCCACUGUGUCCUGGGACCCAGUAGAGGCUGACAUUGACAGAUACGUGGUGCGUUACACCUCUGCUGACGGAGAGACCAGGGAGCUCCUUGUUGGGAAGGAGGAGAGGAGCACCAUCCUGACAGGCAUGAGACCAGGUGUGGAGUAUCAGGUCGACGUGUGGGCCCAGAAAGGGACACGGGAGAGCAGGAAGACCAGCACCAAAGCCCCCACAGAUAUUGAUGGUCCCAAAAACCUGGUGACUGACCAGGUGACAGAGACCACUCUCAGUGUGUCCUGGGAGCCAGUGGAGGCUGACAUCGACCGGUACAUGGUGCGCUACACUUCUGCUGAUGGAGAGACCAGGGAGGUUCCUGUGUCAAAGGAGAAGAGCAGUACUGUCCUGACAGGCCUGAGGCCAGGUGUGGAGUACAAGGUUGAUGUGUGGGCCCAGAAGGGAGCCCAGGAUAGCAGGAAGGCCAACACCAAGGCCCCCACAGAUAUUGAUAGUCCCAAAAACCUGGUGAUCAACCAGGUGACAGAGACCACUCUCAGUGUCUCCUGGGACCCAGUACAGGCUGACAUUGACAGGUAUGUGGUGCGUUACACCUCUGCUGAUGGAGAAUCCAAAGAAUUUCUGAUUGGGAAGGAACAGAGGAGCACUGUCUUGACAGGCCUGAGGCCGGGUGUGGAGUACAAGGUUGAAGUGUGGGCCCAGAAGGGAGCCCGGGAGAGCAAGAAGGCCAGCACCGAAGCUCACACAGACAUUGACAGUCCCAAAAACCUGGUGACCAAUCAGGUGACAGAAAAUACAGCCACCAUCUCCUGGGACCCGGUGCAGGCUGAUAUUGACAGGUACAUGGUGCGCUACACAUCUGCUGAUGGAGAGACCAGGGAGAUUCCAGUGAGGAAGGAGAAGAGCAGCACAGUCCUCACAGGCCUGAGACCGGGUGUGGAGUACACCGUCCAAGUAUGGGCUCAGAGGGGGGCCCGGGAGAGCAAGAAGGCCAGAACCAAGGCCCCCACAGAAAUUGACAGCCCCAAGAACUUGGUGACCAACCGGGUGACCGAGAAUACAGCCACCAUCUCCUGGGACCCUGUGCGAGCCACCAUUGACAGGUACAUGGUACGCUACACCUCUGCGGAUGGAGAGACCAAGGAGAUUCCGGUGUCAAAGGACCAGAGUAGCACUGUCCUGACGGGUCUGAAGCCAGGCAUGGAAUAUACCAUCCAUGUGUGGGCCCAGAAGGGGGCCCGUGAGAGCAAGAAGGCUGACACUAAGGCCUUAACAGAAAUUGACCCUCCCAAAAAUCUUCGUCCAUUUGGUGUAACACAUUAUGGUGGGGUGUUGACCUGGAUGCCUCCCUCUGCUCAAAUUGAUGGCUACGUUUUGACCUACCAGUUCCCAAAUGGCACAGUGAAGGAAGUGCAGCUCCAAAGAGGCCAGCAGAGGUUUGAAUUGCAAGACCUGGAACAGGGUGUCACCUACCCUAUUUCCUUGGUUGCCUUUAAAGGUGACCGCAGGAGCCGGAGUGUAUCCACCACCCUUUCUACAGUGGACGCCCGUUUUCCACACCCCUCAGACUGCAGUCAGGUUCAGCAGAACACCAAUGCCGCCAGUGGCCUCUACACUAUCUACCUAAAUGGCGACGCCAGCCGGCCCAUGCAGGUGUACUGUGACAUGGACACGGAUGGAGGCGGCUGGAUUGUCUUCCAGAGGCGGAACACUGGACAGCUGGAUUUCUUCAAGCGUUGGCGGAGUUAUGUAGAAGGUUUUGGAGACCCCAUGAAGGAGUUCUGGCUUGGACUUGAUAAACUACACAACCUCACCGCUGGCACUCCUACUCGAUACGAGGUGAGGGCAGACUUACAGACUGCCAACGAGUCCGCCUACGCUGUGUAUGAUUUCUUCCAAGUGGCGUCCAGCAAAGAGCGGUACAAGCUGUCAGUUGGGAAGUACAGAGGCACAGCAGGGGAUGCUCUUACUUACCACAAUGGUUGGAAGUUCACAACUUUUGACAGAGACAAUGACAUUGCCCUCAGCAACUGUGCGCUGACACAUCAUGGUGGCUGGUGGUAUAAGAACUGCCACUUGGCCAAUCCUAACGGCAAAUAUGGGGAGACCAAGCAUAGUGAGGGAGUGAACUGGGAGCCGUGGAAAGGACAUGAGUUCUCCAUUCCUUAUGUGGAGCUGAAAAUCCGUCCCUUUGGUUACAGCAGAGACCGUUUCUCCGGCAGGAAGAAGCGGUCCAUAGGAGGAAAGGCGAGAAUGUUCUGAAGGCCCAUUUGAGCCGUGUUCACAGGAGACGAGACAAGCUUAGGGCGGGGUGGGUGGUGGUGGUGACUAGGAAGCUGACAUUUGACGGAUGCUCAUAGCCUCUAACUUCUCAGAUUGCCGGGUACCCACAGUGCUGAUGAUGUCAUCACACCUCAGGUUCUAGAGGUUCCGACCUUGUCACUUGCAUGUUUGCCAGUCUCUACUGAGGGCCUAGAAAGCCAGCAAUGUUGUCACUGAACAGUACACACAGACAGGACACAGUGCUGGAACCGUAGGGUUUUUCAGUCCAUACUUAAUGACAGAUGUAUUGGAUUAGGGUGAAAAAAUGAAUCACCCAGUAGAUCACCAACUGGAAAUCUUUAGAAAUUGGUGGCGAUCUACAUAUGCAUCUGAUAAUAUAUAUCUUUCUAGAAGAAAAACCAAAAGUGAGGUUCUGAUCCCUCAGGGGUUAGAGCUGAGGCAACCUGCUGCUCGUUGUCUCUGGUUCCCCCUGAUUUUUGAGGGAAAAGUACAAAUCUCACUCACUCCUUUUACAUUUCGUGUGUGAUGAAGAACGGAGAGAGUACAGAGGACCCAUGACGCAUUCAUAUUUAGCUAAGUUCUGACUGAUCUCUAGCAUGCUGGAGACCAAAGCUCCCAUUUUACUGCUAUUUUUAACCGCCCCUUUCAGACAUUUGCAUAAUCUCUUUCCUAGAUCUGCAUAUGUUGUAAAUAAAUUUGCAGUCAUUUCAACUUUAAAUAAUCUGCCUCUCUAAAUAACUGGUACCCCCCCAGUCUUCCCUGCCCCCUCCCUCAGGCCCAUCAGCCCUCAGCCCCCCUCCUUCCCUGCUCCCCACACUGGAAGCUUCCUCAUCUCAUCCUUCUUGAGUGUCUGGUAUUAUUUUGGAAGGUUUUCUGUAGCCAAGUC